AUGGCCAAAUACAGGAACUGUACAUGUAGUGAAGAUGCUCCUUAUUCCAAGGACUUGUUCGCACUAAUGGACCCCGGCCAUUUUGUAGCCAUUGGUCUAGUUUUUCUCAUCGCAUUGAUAACACUCGUUAUGUUCAUCGAGGCAGUUGUCUGGCUUGUAAAAAACAUACCAUAUACACAAAGGAGACUGAGAAUCAUAUGGAAUCUAGGAAUAUAUCCGGUGGCGAACGCCAUUGACAAUGAGGAGAAUAGUCAGGAGGUCUUUUGUUUCAUCAUGCUGAUGGCUAUUUUGAUCCCUAAAUCGGCCGUUCUUGCAAACUUAACCGCCGGAGUCUAUUUAUCGAUGGCGAUCUACCAGUUCUUAUUGCUAAUAUUAGAUUAUUGUGACGGUCGAAAUACUAUGAUAGAAAAAAUGCAGCACACUCAGCUGAAAUUAGCCAGCUCUCCAGUAGCGUGUUGCUGCAUUUGUCUGCCGAAGAUCGAAGUAACAAGACGCAGUGUGUUCUGGAUACGUAUGGGUGUUAUGCAGCUCUGCAUCGUGAGCCCGGUCGUACUGUAUAUCGCAGCAGUAAUGUGGACCGACGGUAACUACACGGAGGGUAAAAUUGCGCUAGACGAGUCUUCUAUUUAUCUGAACACUUUUAAUGUGGUGUCUACCUUGACCGCGAUGUACGCCCUAGGGAUGCUGAAUAACUGCGCUAAGCAGAUUUUACAUGGUUUCUACCUUAGGCCUAAGUUUGCUUGUAUUCAGCUGAGCUUGCUUGUCGCCAACGUGCAACCCACGGUGUUCAGUAUACUAGGUUCUGCGGGAGCCAUUACAUGUACGCAACACUUAUCAGCGCAAACAAGGGCCAUUUGGAUCAACGACUAUCUCGUUAUCUGUGAGAUGUUUCUACUGUUUCUGGUCGCACACCAUUACUACAGACGUGAAAAGGGCAACAUGGAUACGUAUCGCCGAUUUCGAGUCGAGAGUUUCCGAACAGAUUAUUCAACUAUAUGA
Molecule: messenger RNA, 999 nt
Organism: Saccoglossus kowalevskii
Lineage: Eukaryota; Metazoa; Hemichordata; Enteropneusta; Harrimaniidae
Product: organic solute transporter subunit alpha-like
Source: RefSeq, a predicted model, not a curated record